Messenger RNA from Vitis riparia (riverbank grape), 780 nucleotides. Its product is annotated as putative F-box protein At1g67623. The record is from RefSeq and is a predicted model, not a curated record. The transcript is spliced from 4 exons. Gene Ontology annotation, molecular function: protein binding. NCBI's taxonomy places the organism in Eukaryota, Viridiplantae, Streptophyta, Magnoliopsida, Vitales, Vitaceae. The coding region runs from base 1 to 780 and encodes 259 amino acids.
AUGGUUUCUCUUAUAGUCAAUAUGUCAAAUCUUUCUUCCACCAUGAAAUUCAAGAAAACCAAAAGAAAUAGUCAUGGUUCCAUAAUUGAAUCUCUUCCAAGUGAUUUAUUGAUAGAGGUUCUCACUCGGGUUGCAUCAUCUUCAUACACAGACUUGUUCAAUGCAAAAUUAAGUUGUAGAAAUUUUCUUGAAGCAUCGGAUGAUAAGUUCAUAAUGAAGAAUAUUUCAAUAGAGAAAUUUCCAGCAAUUCCAUGGUGGCAAGUAAAGGAUGAAGUCUCUUCAUUCUUGAAAGCUUGCAAAGAAAGUGGAAAUCCGGAAGCAUUAUAUAGACAAGGAAUGAUGGAGUUCUUCAGUUGGAAGAAAGUGGAAUCGGGAGAAGAAUAUCUAAAGAGAGCAAUGGAGAUGGAGCACAUGGAGGCAUCAUAUGUUUAUGGCAUCAUCUUGUUAUGCAAAGGGGGUGAAUCGAAUGAAGAACAAGGCAUGAAACUUCUAAAUGCAGUGAAGAAAUCAAGAAAGUUGGGAGAAUGCAGAAAAAAAACAAAAGCUUUCAUUCUAAGCAUGUGGAUUAGAAACCCCAUUGUUAAAUGCCAAGAAUUAAUGAACUACCAUGCCAAAACUUGUGGUAGAAGAAACAAUGGAGGGAUUGGAGGAAAAAGAGGAUGGUGGCAAUGGAUUGAUGACAGGGAAGACGAUGAAGAUAAAGAUGUGGAAGAAGUGAAUUACUGUGAAGGUUGCAUGUGGGAAGAUGAAGUUUCUUUGUUUUGUAAGCUAUUUAGAUGA